GGCGGAGAGGUAAUGUGACACACGUAUUUCCUUACGAGAGAUUACUCCCGUCAACGCUGAUCGCAGAAAACUUUUAAAAUUAAUUAUUAGGUGGCGCUUUAAGCGCCAUGGAUCUUGCUUCCUUAUCUUACUUUCCCUUAACCUCCGCUAAUUUGUGUUACAUGUUUCUUAUCACAUGAUAUCUAUUUGCGUUUGUUACUAGUUUCUCCACUGUGACUCCGAUCGAUCUCUAUACAAUUGUAAAUUUUCAUAUUUGCGAUCUAAUAUCGUCGCAAGAUGGCAAGUACGUUCUUAUACUUUGCUUAUGGCAGCAAUUUGUUAACGAAAAGAAUUCACUUCAAUAAUCCAACAGCCGUGCGAAAGGACAUUGGUCGUUUAAAAAAUUACAGACUUGAUUUUAUAACAUACACAAAAAGAUGGGGUGGAGCAGCAGCAACGAUAGUUCCUACAGAAAACUGUUCUGUAUGGGGUGCAGUUUGGGAAUUAGAUAAAUGUAAUCUUUCUACGUUGGAUUGUCAAGAGGGUGUUAUGGAUAAUAUAUACUUUCCAUUGAUAGUUAAUAUUGAAACUCCCAAUGGUGCUAUUUUAGAAUGUAGAGUAUAUCAACAAUGUAAUAUUCCUGCAAACUAUAUAAAACCAAUGUUCCUGCCAAUCGAAAGACGACCAUCGCCUCUUUAUUUAGAAACAAUUAUUAAAGGUGCCCAAGAAAGUCAACUUCCUGAUAGUUACAUACAAUUUUUAAAGAUGAUAUCGCACAAUGGAUUUAAGGGAAAAUGUGAAAUUAGCUUAUCCUUGAAAGAAGCUUAACAUCUGUGAUUCUACACCUUUGUAUAAAGUUUUGAGGAUUCGUUCGGCCAUUGAUAAUUCUGAAGCUUCCUGCAGAAUUAGCUUAACUAAGGUAUAACAGGGAAUUUUUAUUUUCACGAAAAUCUAUUUAUCUUUGUAAUAUUGAAAAUAAUGGAUAAGGAUAUGCAUACAUGCAUAUGUACAUACAUACAUGCAUACAUAUAUAUAUAUAUAUAUAUAUAUAUGUAUAUAUAUAUAUUUAUAAAAUCUAUGUUAUAACAUUCUACAUGCGUGCGUGCGUGUUUAUAUAAACAUAUAGUAAAAAGUAAACAAUAAACUUAAUUAAAGUAUCACUGCUGUCUCAUAAUUCAUAUUUAUUUCAGACCACUUUUUUUCUAAUACAUCUUUGUUCCAAGAGUAAACAUCUAAUAAUGGAGCAAAGAAUGGAAUUAAUGGUGCAAGCAUCAUUAUUUGCACCAUUGAUAUCUAUUCUUAUCUAUUAUUUUUUAAUUUUAAAUAUAGCAUAUAUACUUUUUAUACAUUAAGUUAAAAUAUUAUAAACACAAUUUAUUAUUAUUACCUAUACAUUCAAUUAUUGUAAUAAACCUUUUAUUUCGUUAACAAA
Vespula vulgaris is the source of this 1411-nucleotide messenger RNA. Its product is annotated as gamma-glutamylcyclotransferase-like. The coding region runs from base 277 to 807 and encodes 176 amino acids. Gene Ontology annotation, molecular function: gamma-glutamylcyclotransferase activity. The transcript has 4 exons. The record is from RefSeq and is a predicted model, not a curated record. Lineage: Eukaryota; Metazoa; Arthropoda; Insecta; Hymenoptera; Vespidae.